AUGCCCGCCUCUGGGACCUCCCAGCUCCUGCCUGGCCACCAGGAUGAGGGCGGCUUCAUCCCCAAGGACCGCCGAGCGGAGCUCUUCCUUUGGGCAAUGCCGCCUUAUGCCUUUCCAGGUACCUCAGCCAGCAUGGCUGUCUCUUUGCCACCCACCCUGGGACUCAAUUCCGCCCCAGAUGAAAUCCAGCACCCACAUAUUAAAUUUUCAGAAUGGAAAUUUAAGCUAUUCAGGGUGAGAUCCUUUGAAAAGGCGCCUGAAAAUGCUCAAGCGGAAAAGCAAGAUUCCUCCAAGGGGAAAUCCUCUCUAGAGCAGUCUCCAGCAGUCCUGGACAAGGCUGGUGGUCAGAAAUCAGCUCUGACUCAACCGGCAUUGAAGCCCCACCCAAAGUUUCUGAAGAAAUCCCAUGAUGACAGGAAAGCAAGAGACAAAGCCAUGCACCAAGCCAACCUGCGACAUCUCUGCCGCAUCUGCGGGAAUCCUUUCAAAGCUGAUGGGCACAAUAGGAGAUACCCAGUCCACGGGCCUGUGGAUGGUAAAACCCAAGUCCUUUUACGAAAGAAGGAAAAGAGGGCCACGUCCUGGCCAGACCUUAUUGCCAAGGUUUUCCGGAUCGAUGUGAAGGCCGACGUGGACUCGAUUCAUCCCACUGAGUUCUGCCAUAACUGCUGGAGCUUCAUGCACAGGAAGUUUAGCAGUGCCCCGUGUGAGGCUUACUCCCCAAGGAAUGCAACCAUGGAAUGGUCCUCCCACACAACAUCCUGUGACAUCUGCCACACUGCCCGUCAGGGACUCAAGAGGAAGGGUCAUCAGCCAAGCGCGCAGCUCAGCAAAAAACUCAGAACUGUGAUUGACCGAACUCGAGAAGUCCGUCGGCGCAAGAGGAGAGCCCAGGCCAGGAUCAACAACAAGGAACUGAUGAAGAAGAUCGCCAACUGCAGUAAGAUACAUCUCAGUACCCAGCUCCUGGCAGUGGACUUCCCGGCGCACUUUGUGAAAUCUAUCUCCUGCCAAAUUUGUGAACACAUUCUGGCGGACCCUGUAGAGACCAGCUGUAAGCAUGUAUUUUGCAGGAUCUGCAUUCUCAGAUGCCUCAAAGUCAUGGGAAGCUAUUGUCCUUCUUGCCGGUACCCCUGCUUCCCUACUGACCUGGAGAGUCCAGUGAAGUCUUUUCUGAGCAUCUUGAAUACCCUGAUGGUGAAAUGUCCAGCCAAAGAGUGCAAUGAGGAGGUCAGCUUGGAAAAAUAUAAUCACCAUGUCUCAAGCCACAAGGAAUCGAAAGAGACUUUCGUGCAUAUUAAUAAAGGGGGCCGGCCCCGCCAGCAUCUCCUGUCCCUGACCCGGAGGGCUCAGAAGCACCGUCUGAGGGAGCUCAAGCUGCAAGUCAAGGCUUUCGCUGACAAAGAAGAAGGUGGAGAUGUGAAGUCAGUGUGCCUGACCUUGUUCCUGCUGGCUCUGAGGGCAAGGAAUGAGCACAGACAAGCCGACGAGCUGGAGGCCAUCAUGCAGGGACGGGGCUCCGGCCUGCAGCCGGCUGUUUGCUUGGCCAUCCGUGUCAACACCUUCCUCAGCUGCAGCCAGUACCACAAGAUGUACAGGACUGUGAAGGCCAUCACGGGGAGGCAGAUUUUCCAGCCUUUGCAUGCCCUUCGGACUGCUGAGAAGGCCCUUCUGCCGGGCUACCACCCCUUUGAGUGGCAGCCACCUCUGAAGAACGUGUCUUCCAGCACUGACGUGGGCAUUAUUGAUGGGUUGUCCGGACUGUCCUCCUCUGUGGACGAUUACCCGGUGGACACCAUCGCCAAGCGCUUCCGCUAUGAUUCAGCUUUGGUGUCUGCUCUGAUGGACAUGGAAGAAGACAUCCUGGCGGGCAUGAGAGACCAAGACUUUGACGACUACCUGAAUGGCCCCUUCACUGUAGUGGUGAAGGAGUCUUGUGAUGGGAUGGGAGACGUGGGCGAGAAGCACGGCAGUGGGCCAGCAGUUCCGGAAAAGGCAGUUCGGUUUUCCUUCACGAUCAUGAAAAUCACCAUCGCUCAUGGGUCACAGAAUGUGAAGGUGUUUGAGGAAGCCAAGCCUAACUCUGAACUGUGUUGCAAGCCCUUGUGCCUCAUGCUGGCAGAUGAGUCUGACCACGAGACCCUGACGGCCAUCCUGAGCCCUCUCAUUGCCGAGAGGGAGGCCAUGAAGAGCAGCAAAUUAAUGCUUGAGAUGGGAGGCAUCCUCCGGACUUUCAAGUUCAUCUUUAGGGGCACCGGGUAUGAUGAGAAACUUGUCCGGGAAGUGGAAGGCCUCGAGGCUUCGGGCUCAGUCUACAUUUGUACCCUUUGUGAUGCCACCCGCCUGGAAGCCUCUCAAAAUCUUGUCUUCCACUCCAUCACCAGAAGCCACGUUGAUAAUCUGGAGCGCUAUGAGGUCUGGCGUUCCAACCCAUACCACGAGACGGUGGAGGAACUGCGGGACCGGGUGAAGGGGGUCUCGGCCAAACCCUUCAUUGAGACGGUCCCUUCCAUAGAUGCACUCCACUGCGACAUCGGCAACGCAGCUGAGUUCUACAAGAUUUUCCAGCUGGAGAUAGGGGAGGUGUAUAAGAACCCCAGUGCCUCCAAAGAGGAGAGGAAAAGAUGGCAGGCUGCCUUGGACAAGCACCUCCGGAAGAAGAUGAACCUGAAACCAAUCAUGAGGAUGAAUGGCAACUUUGCCAGGAAGCUCAUGACCAAAGAGACGGUUGAAGCAGUUUGUGAAUUAAUUCCCUCCGAGGAGAGGCACGAAGCUCUGAGGGAACUAAUGGACCUUUAUUUGAAGAUGAAACCCGUCUGGCGAUCAUCAUGCCCUGCUAAGGAGUGUCCAGAAUCCCUCUGCCAGUAUAGUUUCAAUUCACAGCGUUUUGCUGAGCUCCUCUCUACCAAGUUCAAGUAUAGAUACGAGGGCAAAAUCACCAAUUAUUUUCACAAAACCCUGGCUCACGUCCCUGAAAUUAUUGAGAGGGAUGGCUCCAUUGGGGCCUGGGCAAGCGAGGGAAAUGAGUCUGGCAACAAACUGUUCAGGCGCUUCCGGAAAAUGAAUGCCAGGCAGUCCAAGUACUACGAAAUGGAAGAUGUCUUGAAACAUCACUGGUUGUAUACCUCCAAAUACCUGCAGAAGUUUAUGAAUGCUCAUAAUGCAUUGAAAACUUCAGGGUUUACCAUAAACUCACAGGGAAGCUUAGGGGACUCAUUAAACCUAGAGGACUCUCCAGAACUUCAAGAUUCAAUGGAAUUUUAA
This is a messenger RNA of Balaenoptera ricei (Rice's whale), 3264 nucleotides long. It is a transcript of the gene RAG1, whose product is annotated as recombination activating 1. The transcript has 2 exons. Gene Ontology annotation, biological process: adaptive immune response; pre-B cell allelic exclusion; V(D)J recombination. Gene Ontology annotation, molecular function: sequence-specific DNA binding; metal ion binding; double-stranded DNA endonuclease activity. The record is from RefSeq and is a predicted model, not a curated record. Bases 1 to 3264 code for a protein of 1087 amino acids. Lineage: Eukaryota; Metazoa; Chordata; Mammalia; Artiodactyla; Balaenopteridae. Gene Ontology annotation, cellular component: nucleus; endodeoxyribonuclease complex; DNA recombinase complex.